This is a messenger RNA of Gymnodraco acuticeps, 3780 nucleotides long. RefSeq names its product transducin beta like 1 X-linked (gene tbl1x). The record is from RefSeq and is a predicted model, not a curated record. Gene Ontology annotation, biological process: regulation of transcription by RNA polymerase II. NCBI's taxonomy places the organism in Eukaryota, Metazoa, Chordata, Actinopteri, Perciformes, Bathydraconidae. Gene Ontology annotation, molecular function: protein binding; transcription corepressor activity. Gene Ontology annotation, cellular component: histone deacetylase complex. The transcript is spliced from 15 exons. Bases 365 to 1906 code for a protein of 513 amino acids.
CCUGCUGCUGCUGCGGUGUCUACGUCUGAGCUCUCAGUGAAUGGUGAAACUCCUCAGAGUAACUAGCCUCAGCCACAGAAACUCGGGUGUAUUCCAACUUUACCGCCACUUAAGAUUGUGUCUGAGCGAUUACAGCUUUGUUAGCUCGCCAAAUGAAUCGAGAGUGAGUCACAUAUACAGCGGUGGUCGGAACUUGAAAUAUGACGAUAAGCAAAAUGGGAGGAAAGUCGUCGUUAGCUUGCUGAAGUUGGAGGUUCUCCUUGUGGAAGAGGAAGAGGUGGCGGCGGACACCACGAGUUCACUCUCACAAUAAAAGGAGUGAGCCCAGCCUUCCAACGUAGCUCCUCCCUCUCACUGGGCUAAGAUGAGUAUUACCAGUGACGAGGUGAACUUCUUGGUCUACAGAUACCUCCAAGAGUCAGGUUUCUCACAUUCAGCAUUCACCUUUGGCAUCGAGAGCCACAUCAGCCAGUCCAACAUCAAUGGAACGCUAGUGCCCCCUGCAGCCCUCAUCUCCAUCCUGCAGAAAGGGCUUCAGUACGUGGAGGCAGAGAUCAGCAUCAAUGAGGAUGGUACGGUGUUUGAUGGUCGGCCAAUCGAGUCGCUGUCGCUCAUCGACGCGGUGAUGCCAGACGCGGUGCAGACGCGGCAGCAGGCCUUCCGCGAGAAGUUGUCCCAGCAGCAGGGCGCCUGUGACAUCGCUGCCUCCACCUCCGGGAACCAGAACAACGCCCCAAAGAACGGAGAAAACACGUUCAAUGGGGAGGAGAAUGGCACGCACAACAUGAAUAACCACAAUGAGGCCAUGGAGAUGGAUCUAAAUGUGGAGAUACCAUCCAGUAACGCCACAGUGCUGCGAGGCCACGAGUCUGAAGUGUUCAUCUGCGCCUGGAACCCUGUCAGCGAUCUGCUGGCCUCAGGCUCGGGGGAUUCCACGGCCAGGAUCUGGAACCUGAACGAGAACAAUAACUCCAACUCCACCCAGCUGGUGCUGCGCCACUGUAUCCGAGAAGGUGGCCAGGAUGUCCCCAGCAACAAAGACGUCACCUCACUGGACUGGAAUAGCGACGGGACUCUCCUGGCGACGGGCUCCUACGACGGAUUUGCCAGGAUAUGGACAAAGGAUGGAAAUCUGGCAAGCACCUUGGGACAGCACAAAGGGCCAAUAUUUGCUCUCAAGUGGAACAAGAAGGGGAACUCGAUUCUCAGCGCUGGUGUAGAUAAGACGACAAUCAUUUGGGACGCACACACAGGAGAAGCAAAGCAGCAGUUCCCUUUCCACUCCGCCCCCGCCCUGGAUGUGGACUGGCAGAACAACACCACCUUCGCCUCCUGCAGCACGGACAUGUGCAUCCACGUGUGCCGCCUCGGCAGCGACCGGCCCCUCAAGACCUUCCAGGGCCACACGAAUGAAGUUAAUGCCAUUAAGUGGGACCCAUCAGGUAUGCUGCUUGCCUCCUGCUCAGACGACAUGACCUUAAAGAUUUGGAGUAUGAAGCAGGACGCCUGUGUCCACGACCUCCAGGCUCACAGUAAGGAGAUCUACACCAUCAAGUGGAGCCCCACGGGCCCCGGCACCAGCAACCCCAACUCCAACAUCAUGCUCGCCAGUGCCUCUUUCGACUCGACAGUGCGACUAUGGGAUGUGGAGCGGGGGGUUUGUAUCCACACGCUCACCAAGCACCAGGAGCCCGUGUACAGCGUGGCCUUCAGCCCCGACGGCCAGCACCUGGCCAGCGGCUCCUUCGAUAAGUGUGUCCACAUCUGGAACACCAUGUCUGGCGCCUUGGUGCACAGCUACAGGGGGACUGGAGGUAUUUUCGAGGUGUGUUGGAACAGCACCGGGGACAAAGUUGGUGGCAGCGCGUCCGACGGCUCGGUAUGUGUUCUUGAUCUCCGAAAAUAGCUGUCUUGAGACUCUGUUGAUGAAUCCUGGAAUGUGCAGCGGAUUGCCUUCUCCUGACGUCAGCAACAAACCCUCUGUGCUCAGUUAGAGCUGUGAGGUGGAGCGAAGCCCCUCGUAGGAGUUAAACCAUAUGACUGCAGAAGCCUCUGAGGAAACGACACCAACUGACUUCAGCGCACCUUAAAGUUUGUUGAUGUGUGUUUUUAUGAUAUGCCCAUUGGAAACAUAAUGGAGGGAGGUUAAGAGAUCCCGAAGACGGGAUGGAUUCCAACUCCCUGGGUGCAUCCGUGUUUUAACAGGUUUCUAAUGAGAACGUGCUGCCGUCCCUCCGGGCCUCGUGUCCAGCUGUUAUCGGGGUGUAGGGUGGAAACGCAAAGAUGAGUUUUAUAUAAAGAGAAAAAGUGUUAAUGUGUUUGGCAACAAAUUAGGAAAGAAAGGUUAUGGUUUGAGAUUUCCUCUGAGCAAAUGUUACCUCAUGUCCAAACGAACGAACUGUGGACGUGAUCAAACUGAUGCACUGGUGUUGUGGACAGUGUGCUUUACUUCUUCUCAGUGGGGAAUAGUUUGUUUCAAGAGCACUUCUUGCUUUUUCCCCCACAGAUGGACUUUUGAAAGUCAAAAUUGAAUGUGCCGCUACAAGGUAGUUCUCAGCUCACAUCUAACAUCGGGUCAACAAAAGGAAAACCUGCCGAGAAAAAGUCCUAACCUCCUAAAGUGACCUGAGAUUAGAAAAAGUCAUUUUCUGGACAAGUGUGGUUUACAAAGAGAAUGUUCUCCCUUUUUGGAUGUAAAUUAAAGAAUGUAAAGAUAUGUAAAUUAGAUGAAUACACACUUAUAUACUGUGUAUAUAUGUUUAUAUACAGUACACUUUAUUGCCAUCCUGUAGGGGCUCAUUAGCUAUCACACCUUGCUGAUAAUGCUUGGCAAGACCUCUUUUUAAAUGAAGUGCAUGUGUCAUCAGCUUCUUUUAAUAGUCUUUUUCAAUCAUAUCCAAUGCAUCAUGUUGUUUUGCUUUUCGGUGAGUCACAAACAGCGUUGACACAGAUGUGUUAAGCAGCUUUGCUUUCCACUAUUGAUCCCUGAAAGCCAUCCUUACCAGCAUUCAGGCAAUUAUCAGCUCAGCAAUAUGAGAGAAGAGUAAUCACAGUAUUCUACGUGGAACAGGACAUCAUAAGAACAAUGCUAAUGGUAUAAUGCAGACCUACGGAGGAAACAAGUACAGCUACAUUUAGCAUUACCAUGGUUUCUCUUUGGCACUUCCCUCUGAACAAUCUACUGAAAAUCAGAGCACAUUUUGACCAGAAGGUGGAGGUCAAGCAAAAGUCCUGCUGACGUUAAGAAAAAAAAAAGCUUAUGUUAAGUCCCGCCACAUACCGCUGGCUGGUCAGAUUUGAAAUGCGCAGUAAGUGUUGCUGACAGGGAUCUCAUGGAAAAUAUAGUAACUUCAAACCAACCUGCCACCACUUUGAUUUGCCUUUUCCUGGACCCUUUCCCUUUCAGUCAAUGUCUGCUAGAGCAAUGUCAAGUGCACUUUUUGUAAUGGUGAAUACUGCAAAUGUUCAGAUUUUGCUGAAAGUUGAAGGGCCAAUGUUUUAUUUUUCUCUUUUUUUAAUGUCAAAAUUGGAUGUUAAUGGGUGGUUCAUUGUUUUCUGUACUUUUUCAUUUGCUGAGAGCCAUUAUUGUCUGUGUCAGACUGAGAAUCGAGCUGUGGGAUGGUGGCCGUUGUUGGCAUGCUGAGGAGCCCGGUUUGGAAUAAGUGCUGUGACUGCUUCUAUCUCUCUCACCCUGGUCCGGGGUGCAGUCACCCGUUUCAAAGACAAAACGUUGAAUUCAUUCAGUGUCUCAAAUAAAUCACUCUAUUUUGAUAUCAGAAA